This is a messenger RNA of Botrytis cinerea B05.10, 2238 nucleotides long. RefSeq lists its product as hypothetical. The record is from RefSeq and is a predicted model, not a curated record. Gene Ontology annotation, molecular function: amino acid transmembrane transporter activity. The transcript has 5 exons. Gene Ontology annotation, cellular component: vacuolar membrane. The coding region runs from base 95 to 1507 and encodes 470 amino acids. NCBI's taxonomy places the organism in Eukaryota, Fungi, Ascomycota, Leotiomycetes, Helotiales, Sclerotiniaceae. Gene Ontology annotation, biological process: amino acid transmembrane transport.
GACUUCCUUUCCAAUUCAACAACCACCUACAUCUUAAUUUCCACGAUUUGCAACUUGUCAUAUUCUGCAUAUAGAGCUCUGGAAUACAGGAGCAAUGGCCGACCAAUUUCAAUUCUCACGCCAGGCUGAAGCGGGCGACUUCGACAACAAAAGCCAAAAGAGUGAAACAAAUCAGGAUGUGACUCAUGACGCAGUCUUUGGUGAGAUCAAUGAGGAUGGACCAGAUUAUCGAAGUGUUGGCGCUUUGGGUUCGACUGCCCUCAUGCUCAAGACCAAUUUAGGUCUUGGUGUCCUUUCAAUUCCAGCUGUUUUUGACACGUUGGGUAUGAUUCCCGGUAUCAUAUGUGUCCUCACCAUGGCUACGAUCACGGGAUGGUCACAGUACAUGAUUGGAGUAUUCAAGAGAAAGCAUCCAGAAGUGUACGGUAUUGAAGAUGUUGCUGGUAUAAUUUUUGGAAAUGUCGCUCGUGAGGUCGUUGGCGCUGCAUUCUUUCUUUUCUGGGUUUUCGUCUCUGCAUCUGGUAUGCUCAGUGUUUCAAUCGCUUUGAAUGCGUUAUCGACUCAUGCUACUUGCACUGCUGUGUUUGUGGUUGUUGCAGCGAUCAUUGCUUUCAUUUUCUCCAGUAUCCAAACCCUAGGCAAGAUCACCUGGCUUGCAUGGAUCGGUGUAGCCGGUAUUAUCACUGCUAUUCUUACUCUCACAAUCGCUGUUGGCGUUCAAGGAAAACCAGCCGACGCUCCUGUCACACCAGGUCCUUACAAGUCCGACUUCAAGCUUUUUGGUUCUCCAUCAUUCACUGAUGCUAUAUCUGCUUGUGGUUCGCUUGUUUUCUCCUUUGCUGGAACUCCUGGUUACUUCAACAUUCACUCAGAGAUGCGCAAUCCAAGAAACUACACUCGUUCGGUGUAUAUCAGUCAAGGCUUCAUCACGUCUAUGUACAUUGCAAUCGGUAUUGUCGUCUAUUACUUCUGUGGUUCCUACGUCGCGUCACCUGCUCUCGGCUCCGCAGGUGAUACCAUGAAGAAAGUCUGUUACGGUCUUGCUCUUCCUGGUCUCUUGGUUAGCACCAUCUUGCUUUCUCAUCUUCCAGCAAAAUUCCUCUUCCUCCGUCUCCUCCGUGGAUCCAAGCAUCUUACUGUCAACUCCAUGACCCAUUGGAUGGUCUGGCUCGGCUGCACUUUCUGCGUCAUUAUCUGCGCCUACGUUAUCGCAAGUGCAAUUCCAAUUUUCGGUGGUCUCAUCUCCCUCAUCGGUGCUCUUUUCGGAACCCUUUUCAACUUCCAACCAUUCGGUAUCAUGUGGUUUUACGACAACUGGGGCUUCAGAAAGACCCAAAGAUCGCGCUCUUGGAUCUUCAUGUGCUGCUGGAGCAUUUUCGUCAUUGUCAUCGGUUCAUUUUUGAUGGUUGCUGGUACUUAUGGAUCGAUUGUCGCUAUUAUCGAUUCCUAUAGCUCGGCUGGAGGAUCGAGUUCCUUCAGUUGUGCGGAUAACUCGAAUUCCGUUUAAACUGAAAAUGGAAGGAGGGGAGUAAUAAUAUCAGGCCAAGCAUAAGUCUUGGUACUAUCGAGCCGCGGAGACCCUGGAUCAAAAUUUCGACGAGAGGAUCCUUAAGAAGGGAUGAGAAUUCACGCCAAGUGCAGAUGCCGCGCCGAAUUCUCUUGUGUAAUACACAUCCACCUUAACUUCAACCGCUUGAAGAUUUCGAGUAAUCCUACGAGAAAAACGAAAGGCAGCCAAAGUCAAGUCCACCCCGCCAUUCCCGAAACAUCGAACUCUACACCCGGAGUACGAAAUUCUAGACCUAACGUAUUCCGGAUUUUCUUCACACGCACCAGGCCACAAGUUAUCAUUGUGCACUUCACCAAAACUCUCUACCAAACGUCAUAUUCACAAUUGUUGAACUAGAAUUGUUUUUAGAACUAGAAUUAUUUUAUAGUUAAGACUAGAAAUGUCCAUCAAGGUUUUUUGGGAGGGGGGGAAAGAAAAGCAGUCUAGUAUAGCUAGAAGGUACUAGUUACUAGUUAUCGUUAGCUUCAAAAAGAUCAGGAACAGGCACGCACAAAAGUUAAAUAGAUAAAAGGAAGUUCAGGAUGAAAGCGGGACACCAGACGGGCGGGCAAAAGUUUACAAAAGUUUAAAAAGUCACAUCGAUUGACGUAUGUAUGUAUUAUGAUAGUCAAAUGAAUAAUUUUAAUUCGAUCCUCGAUAUCUUGUGGAAAUGUUUUCUUCUCUUUGCA